GGGGCUGUGGAGCCACAACUUUGACAAGUGCGGCGGCUUCAUGUAAUCACCUCUCAUAAAUGGAAUAAAGAGGACGAUGGAGUUCUCCUGGGGGAAUAUCUUCUUCACUGUGAUAGUCAUAACUGACAGAUUCCUGCAUUCACAGUCCUUCAAUGUCGGCACUGCAGGUGCAAAGAUUUUCAGCGGACCAGCUACAGAAGAGUUUGGCUACACGAUACAACAAGCGACAAACCAUGAAGGCAAAUGGCUCCUGGUCAGCGCUCCAUGGAGUGGUUACAGUCAAAACAGGAAGGGGGAUAUUUACAAGUGUCCGGUCUCAGGUUCCAGAAACAGCUGUGACAAACUCAAUCUUCAAGAUUCUGUCAGUAUUCCAGAUGUUAAAAAUGUCAACGGCAACAUGAGUCUGGGUUUGACUCUCACCAGGAUGCCCUCAGCAAUGAUGUGUGGUCCUCUUUGGGGACAGCAGUGUGGCAAUCAGGACUUCUACCCCGGAAUAUGUGCAAACCUGAGCCCCCUGUUUCGGCCUCAACCUGCCUUCUCUCCUGCUGUGCAGAAAUGUGGAGGGCCUAUGGACAUUGUGAUUGUUCUGGAUGGCUCCAACAGCAUUUAUCCGUGGGGUCCUAUGAACAUAUUCCUCCAGAAACUGAUACCUUCGCUGGACAUAGGACCCCAAAACACACAGGUCAGCGUCAUUCAGUAUGGUGUUGAUAACCAGGUUGAAUUCUACCUGAAUCAGUAUACAACCAAAGAAGAGUUAAUGGCUGCAGCAUCAAGAAUUACACAGAAGUUUGGCUCAUCUACAAAUACCUUCCAGGCCAUCCGAUUUGCCAGUCAGUGGGGAUUCCAUCAAAGUAGGGGUGGUCGGCCCAAUGCUGCUAAGGUGAUGGUGGUCGUCACUGACGGGGAGUCUCACGACAAGGCCUUCAGAGAUGAUGUCAUCGCAGAGUGUGAGAAAAAUGGCAUCACCCGCUUUGGUAUCGCUGUCCUGGGUUAUUACAUCAGAAACCAAAUCGACACAGAAAACCUGAUAAAAGAAAUUCAGUCCAUCGCCAGUAAACCAUCAGCACAGUACUUCUUCAAUGUGUCAGAGGAAGCCGCGCUCUCCACUAUCGCUGGAACACUUGGGAACCGCAUCUUCAACAUAGAAGGCACUGGAAAAGGGGGCGACAACUUCCAAAUGGAGAUGUCCCAGGUGGGAUUCAGCGCACACUACUCCAGCAGACAGAAUGUGAUGAUGUUGGGAGCAGUGGGAGCCUAUGCUUGGAGUGGUACUGUCGUUCAUCAAAAAGGGUCAAAUGUAGACAUUUUACCUUUCUCAGCCUUCGAGGGAAUACUUCAAGACAGAAACCACAGCUCAUUACUGGGUUAUUCUGUCUCCACAUUGAGCGAUGGGUCUACAGAGUACUUUGUGGCUGGUGCACCUCGCUCCAACCACUCUGGACAAGUUAUCGUCUACACCCUCAACUCACAGAAACAGUCUGCUAUCAUAGAUUCAGAAAGAGGAAAACAGAUUGGAUCAUACUUUGGAAGCGUCCUGUGCUCCCUGGAUGUGGACAAAGACGGGGUGACGGACCUGCUGCUGGUUGGUGCCCCUAUGUUCAUGAGUGAGCUGAAGAGAGAACAAGGCAGGGUCUACCUCUUCUCUGUCACCAAGGGUAUCCUGAACGAGCAGGGAUUCCUAAAUGGUCCACCCCAAACUGAGAACGCCCGGUUUGGGAUGGCAAUCUCUGCGGUACCUGACCUGGACCUCGACGGUUUCAAUGAUGUUGUGGUUGGAGCCCCAUUAGAAGACAAAGGAAAGGGUGUCAUCUACAUCUACAAUGGGGAUAAAAAGACAUUAAACAAGCAGUUUUCACAGAGAAUAACUGGUUCCAAACUGGAUCCACAGUUGCGGUAUUUUGGAAGGUCCUUAGAUAGCUACAAAGAUCUGAAUGAUGACACACUCCCUGACAUCUCUGUGGGGGCAUAUGGCAAAGUGGUGCAGCUGUGGUCCAGAGGUGUUGCGUCUGUAACGGCAAGAGCUUCUUUCACACCCAAUAAAAUCAACAUUUUCUCCAAACCCUGUGACAUCAAUGGACGCAAGGUGUCAUGUUUCAACACCAACCUGUGUUUCAGUGCUGCAUUCAGGCCUAAGAAACCGGUUGGGCCCAUUGAUAUUUCCUACACUUUGACCCUGGACGCUGACUUGCAGGUCCGAGUGACAUCAAGAGGACUGUUCACCAAAAACAAUGAACGCUACUUCACAGAAAAGGCAAAGAUAUCAUCUAAGCCCCUGUGUCUAGACUACCAAGUGUAUGUUCAGGACCCACCGGACUUUGUCAACUCGCUCAGUCUGAAGGUGGAAAUCGAGCAGCAGAACGCAGAUGUCAACCCUGUCCUUGAUUUGUUUUCGCCAAGUGCCUGGGAGUUCUUUAUGCCUUUCACAAAAGACUGUGGCUCUGAUGAAGUGUGUAUAAGUGAUCUGGUGCUGAGUGUGAAGACAGACACAAAGGGGACGAGCUCAGCUCCGGUUCUGGUCACCGCUAAUAUCCAAGAACUGUCGUUUGAAGUUGUUGUUAAGAACAAAAAGGAGAACGCGUACAACACUCAGGUCUGGGCCACGUUCUCCAACAAUCUCUACUACUCGUCCGUCUCUCCUUCUGUGGAUGGCAUCAAAUGCACUUCAACGCAAUCACAAACGGUUUCCUGCCAAGUGGGAUACCCAGCAUUAAAAAAAGACCAGCAAAUGAAAUUUCAGUUGAAUUUUGAAUACAGUUUAGAUCAGCUGCAAAAGAGAGCCGAGGUGAAAUUUGAGGCCAAAAGUGAUGGUAAAGAGGAAACCCCUGCAGACAACAAAGUGGAUAUAUCCAUUCCAGUUCAAUAUGCUGCAGGGGUUGUUCUGUCAAGGGAGACAAAUAUUAAUUUCUACGUGGCAGAUGCUUCCAUUCCUGUGGUGACAACGGUGAAAACUUUAGAUGACAUCGGCCCUGAGUUCAACUUUACAGUGAAGGUUUCUACAGGUGCCUUCCCUGUCAACCUCCUGUAUCUGACCAUCGCUCUGCCAACGACUACUAAAGGUGGAAAUCCACUCCUCUAUGUUACCAUCGUGGACGCGGGAGAUUCAGUCAGCUGUGACUCAAGCAGCCUGGUUGAUCCUCUGAAGAUCGGUGUGAAGCCCCACAAAGCAUCCUUCUCUGAGGAGAACCUCAAAGGCAGUGAGCAGCUGGACUGCAAGAGUGCAAAAUGUGAGUUCAUAAAAUGCAACCUCAAAGACGCCAAGCUUAAUACGGACUACUUUGUGAAAGUUAGAACGAGGAUCUGGAGUGGUACAUUUAUUUCGGCGUCCUAUCAGACUGUCGAGCUGACGUCCAGUGUUGAUGUUGAGACCUCCAACCCUGAUCUGGUCAUUAUCAACCUUAAAGAGCUGCCGGUGGUGUUGACAGUCAGUAAACCUGGAGAAAAGGGUGAUGUUCCAGUGGGAGUGAUAGUUGGUAGUGUCAUUGCUGGACUGCUACUGUUGGCUCUGGCUGUAGGACUGCUGUGGAAGUUUGGGUUUUUCAAGAGAAAGUACCAGCAGCUGCAGAAGGAGGCGGAUGACGACACGCAGAGCCGUGCACAUGUCGAUGAAGUGCUGUAAACUGAAUGAGGGGAAAAGCUGCAGCUUCCCUCGUCACUGGACUGUUUUCAGUGUGGAUACUGGUACUGGUCACUGGUUCUUUCAAAGUUGAAUGGACUAAAGCUCAAUCACUGGAAGUUUGGGCAUUUGGCAAUUUGAAGCUUUUUAGUUUGCAGAUAGCUGGUGUCUGAUCUUCUGCACAUUUUCUGGGAAUUAUUGUUUUUCUUUUUGUGCUUUGUUGACUGUAUGUGUUGACUGUGUGGUUUAUGCACUGACUUUGAAUGAAUGCAAACACUGAAUUUACCCCCAACCCCCCCCCAUCAUGGAUAACCAAACUCACCUGUUUUAUUUUUUGUUUUUUUGGGCCUAACAUGAAAUUGGAUGCAGAUGUUGUCAUCCUGACUCGAACACUGUAUACGUAUUUUGGUUGAGUUGUGUAUUGACUUCUGUUUGUCAAAUAUUGGACAACAUGAUUGGAAAAAAAUUUGUUUGAAAAAGAAGCAUUGACUUUU
Messenger RNA from Labrus bergylta (ballan wrasse), 4107 nucleotides. The record is from RefSeq and is a predicted model, not a curated record. NCBI's taxonomy places the organism in Eukaryota, Metazoa, Chordata, Actinopteri, Labriformes, Labridae.